AUGAGUGAUGAAACUUUGGAAAUUGGUCCAGAGUAUGAUCCUCAGAGACGUUUGCUAUCCACUUUCAUUAAAGGUGAAUACCCAAUCCCUUCAGACGAAGAAAGGAAACCAUAUGCUUAUAAGAGUGCAAACUUGCUAAGUAAAAUUUUCUUUUGGUGGGUAACACCUCUUUUCAAAGUUGGUUAUUCGCGUACUAUUAGGCCCCGAGACCUUUUCUAUCUAACUGAUGAUAUGAAAAAUGAUAUCAUGGCUGAAGAGUUCAGUAAGAAUCUUCAAGAAAGAGUCGCUAAAUCCAAAUUGGCGUGGGAACAGGAUCCUGCAAACAAAGGGAAACCUUUUACAACUUGGCCCAAAUUAACAAUUGCAAAGACUGUCAUCACUACAUUUCGAGAUGAUCUUAUUUGGGCAACAAGCCUAGGGUUUGUGACUAUCUUAUUUAUGUCGUUAAUGCCAUUACUUACGAAACAACUUCUUAAGACAGUAGAGUCGUAUGAGCUGUCGUCUUCUCAUCAAAAUUUAGGACCCGGAAUAGGUUAUGCUAUUGGAAGUAGUCUUGCAUUGAUGGUUACCGGAAUUUUAUUCAAUCAUUAUUUUGAUGUAGCUUUUGGUUUGGGUAUAAGAGUCAAAUCCAUCUUGAUAACGCUAGUGUUAGAAAAGUCGUUUAAAUUACUGCCAGCUGCUAAAAAGAAACAUUCAGCUGGAAAAAUCACCUCCCUAAUGGGAACAGAUCUUUCUAGAGUUGAUAUGGGUGUGUUGAUGCAGCCAUUGACUGUUGUCUUACCCUUUGGAUUGGUCAUCGGAAUCGUUGUAUUGGCCAUUAAUUUGGGUAUCGCUACGUUAAUUGGAUUAGGAGUCUUCUUACUUUUCCUCUUUCUUAUUGGAGCUGGAAGUGCCAAGAUGUUUUCCUAUAGAGAUUCUGUUACAAAAUUGACCGAUAAACGUGUAGAUAUCAUUAAGGAAGUGUUAACUAACUUGAAAAUGAUUAAGCUUUACUCGUGGGAAAUUCCCUACAUGUCUAAAAUUAUUCAGGCAAGAAGUAAUGAAAUAAAUGCCAUGUUGAAAAUUCAAGGAGCAAGAAAUUUAAUAGAUGCACUUUCAUUGAAUUUAACUAGCGUCACAUCAUUUGUUACUUUUGCAUGUCUUUAUAAGAUUCAUGGAAAGACUAAGGGUCCAGCUGCUAUUUUCUCAUCAGUGGCCGCUUUUGAUACCUUAGCUGUUAUUACGUUUUUAUUGCCUAUGUGUUUGGCUCUUGGUGUCGAUUUAUUGCAUGCAUUCAGAAGAGUCGAAAGGUUGUUGUCCUGCGAAGAAGCUGUUGUAGAUGAAAACUACAUUACUAUUCAGGACGAAAACUCCAAUAUCUCGGUGAACAUUCAAAAUGCUGAUUUUUCCUGGGACACUUCGGUGGUACCAGAUGACCCAGAUGAAAUCAAGCAAAACUUAAAGGAAGAGAAAGCUAAGCUAAAAAAAAUCGAGAAAUUGAAAAAGCAAGGUAAAUAUGAUGCAGAGAUGGAAAACAAUGAUAAAAAGGAACUUUUAGGUAUCCAAAAUGAACGCUCGAACUUUUGUGGCUUGAACAAGAUUGAUCUUGAUAUCACGAAGGGAGAGUUUGUUGUUAUCACAGGUACCGUUGGGUCAGGAAAAUCUUCGUUACUUAAUGCCAUUGCUGGCAAUAUGAAACUUGAUUCUGGGAAGAUUACUGUGAAUGGAGCUUACUUGAUGUGUGGAGAGCCAUGGGUGCAAAAUACAACCAUUAAAGAGAAUAUUUUAUUCGGCUCCGAAUUGAAUGAGAAGUUGUAUAAGAAAGUUAUCUCUGCCUGUGCGUUACAACAAGAUUUGAAUUCGUUUGAUGCUGGUGACUACACUGAAGUUGGUGAAAGAGGAAUCACUCUUUCUGGUGGUCAAAAGGCAAGAAUUAAUUUAGCCAGAGCUGUUUAUGCACAACCUGAUAUCAUCUUAUUAGACGAUGUAUUAAGUGCUGUAGAUGCAAGAGUUGGUAAGCAUAUAGUAUCCCACUGUCUCUUGGGACAAUUGAAAAACACCACAAGAAUAUUAGCAACCCAUCAACUUUCUUUAAUCGAAAGUGCUGACAGGGUGAUAUUCCUAAAUGGCGAUGGAACAAUAGAUAUUGGGACAUUCGAUGAAUUGAAUAACAGAAAUGAGGGAUUCAAGAAUUUGAUGAGUUUCAGCAGCACUAAGAAAUACUUAGAAGAAGAUGAAGCUAAUUCACCUUCACCGAUUCAAAGUACCCCGGGUGACAUUGAAGAAGACUAUAAAUAUGAUAAAACCGUGGAAACCAGAAGCAUUACCGAGGAUGGAGCAAGUGAUAAUGCUGAGCUGAAUAUAGAAGAAGCCCAGAAAGAUAUUACUAAAGGUAGAUUACAAGAAGAUGAAGAAAAGGCUGUCAAUAGAAUUAAAUUCCAGAUUUAUUAUAAUUACUUGAAGGUGGGUGUUCAAAAAUUAGGAAUGAAAGGAUUUCUUUUGGUAUUUCCAGUAUCCGCUGCUUUGACGACUUUCACAACUCUUUUCACUAAUACCUGGUUAUCGUUCUGGAUAUCAGAUAGAUUUCCAGGUAAAGACAGUUCUUUCUGGAUUGGCCUUUAUGCCUUGUUCACUUUCGCUUCGGUUUUGUUUGUUUGCGUGGAAUUUUUUAUUUUGGUUAACACAUCAACUAGAGCUUCCAAGAAUCUUACUCUUCUGGCAGUGAAGAAUUUGCUCCACGCUCCAAUGUCAUUUAUUGAUACUACUCCAACAGGUAGGAUUUUAAAUAGGUUCACUAAAGACACAGAUGCUUUGGACAACGAAAUCAGUGAAAAUUUAAGAUUCUUAUUCUACGGAUUGGGGAACUUGAUCGGUAUUCUCAUAUUAUGCUGCAUCUACUUACCAUGGAUUUUGGUUGCAGCCCCUGUGUUUUCUAUGAUAUUUGUGUGUCUUGCAGAAUACUAUCAAGCAACUACGAGAGAGAUCAAGAGGAUCGAAGCAGUCCAGAGAUCAUUUAUUCAUAAUAAUUACUCCGAAACUUUGAAUGGUAUGACUACUAUUAAGGCCUUUGGAGCCGAAAGAAGGUUUGUUGGGAAGAAUAAUGAAUACAUCAAUUCUACUAACGAGGCUUCAUAUUUAGUGAUAGCGAAUCAAAGAUGGCUAUCAGUAAUGUUGGAAGUGUUGGUAUUCUUUUUCACGUUAAUGAUUACUUUGAUGUGUGUUAAUAGGGUGUUCAAUAUUAGUGCAGCAUCCACAGGUUUAGUUGUGAGUUACGCCUUUAGUAUGGGAAAUGAGUUGUCUCAAUUUAUUCGAUUAUAUACUGAAGUGGAGAAUGAUAUGAACUCAGCAGAAAGAUUGGAAGAGUACGCCUAUCGUAUGCCUCAAGAAGCACCUUCUAGAAUUUCUCACACGGAACCAGAAGCUUCGUGGCCAAGCAAGGGUGAAUUGGAGUUUAAGAAUGUUUCUUUGCGUUAUAGACCAUUGUUGCCUCUUGUUUUGAAGGAUUUAAAUUUUAAAGUUCAACCGGGCGAAAAGGUUGGUAUUUGUGGUAGAACUGGUGCUGGUAAAUCUUCCAUCUUGAGCGCAUUGUUCAGAAUCUCUGAAUUAGAUCAAGGUAGCAUUGUCCUUGAUGGAGUUGACAUCAGCAAAAUCGGUUUACAUGACUUGAGGGCAAAUCUAUCCAUUAUUCCACAAGAUCCCGUUUUGUUCAGCGGGACAAUAAGGAAAAAUUUAGACCCAUUUAGUGAUCUUGAAGAUGAAGAACUUUGGGAUGCGUUAAGACGUGCAGGAGUCAUUGAAGAGGAAGAUUUCCAACAAGUAAAGGAAUCUACUUCCGAGACUAGUAAGGAAUUACACAAGUUUCAUUUAGAUCAAGGCGUAGAAGAACUGGGAGCUAACUAUUCCUUAGGAGAAAGACAAUUGAUUUCUUUCGCUAGAGCUAUGUUGAGAAAUACCAAGAUCUUGAUUCUUGAUGAAGCAACUAGUUCUGUUGAUUAUGAAACUGAUAGUAAGAUCCAGAAAACAAUUCUUAAAGAGUUUAGUGAUUGUACAAUACUAUGCAUUGCCCAUAGAUUGAAGACGAUUAUUAACUACGAUAAGAUAUUGACCUUGGAUAAUGGGCAAAUGUCUGAAUUCGAUGCUCCUUGGACAUUAUUUAAGGAGAAUGGAAUCUUUAGCCAGAUUUGUGCAAAAUCUGGAAUAUUAGAAUCCGAUUUUAUAAGAAGAUAG
This is a messenger RNA of Dujonia railenensis, 4206 nucleotides long. The record is from the annotation of a GenBank genome assembly. Lineage: Eukaryota; Fungi; Ascomycota; Pichiomycetes; Serinales; Debaryomycetaceae.